This is a messenger RNA of Adineta steineri, 900 nucleotides long. The record is from the annotation of a GenBank genome assembly. NCBI's taxonomy places the organism in Eukaryota, Metazoa, Rotifera, Eurotatoria, Adinetida, Adinetidae.
AUGUCUGCAAAACGUAAUACAUUUCGGGAUGAUAUUAUUGCCGGUUGUGUUUGUGGAAUAACAAGUGUACUUGUAUCUCAUCCAAUAGAGACAUUAUUAGUACAAAGAAAAAUCAAUUCACCUGAUGUCUAUCAAAAUGUCUUAAAAUCAUUUACAUUGAUAUAUAAACGUCAAGGUUUCAUCAAUGGAUUUUAUCGUGGAAAUUUAAAUUUACCUAUGACAAGUCCAGCAUUUACAACAUCUAUACAAUUUUUCUUAUAUGGACAAUUAAGACGACAUAUUGUUAAAGAUGAAAAUGAUAUUAAACAAUUUAUGUUAUGUGGUGCUUUAACGGGUUUUGGAUUAUCUUUUAUUGAAAGUCCAAUUGGUCUUAUUUUAGGACAAAUUCAUGGAAAUUUAAAUCGUCGACAUACACAUGCUUUUGAUUUUAAUAUAAAAGGUUGUUGUAAAUAUAUUUAUGAGAAUAAUCGUGGUCUAAUUGGAUUUUAUAAAGGAUUUGGAGCAACUUUAAUUUCUUCAAUGACAACAUCGAUGUUUUAUUUUGGUGGUUAUGAAUAUAUUAAAAAACAUCUUUAUCAAACACAUUAUAGAAUAUUUCCUUCACAAAAUAAAAAAAAGCAUUUACGUUUAAAUACACUUUUCAGUGGUGCAUUAGGUGGUAUGUGUGCAUGGUCAAUUUGUUAUCCUUUGGAUGUUAUUAGAUUAGAAAUACAAUCAGAUGAUAUAAGACCUGGACAUCGAAAAUAUAAUUCAUAUUUAGAUUGUGUUAAACAAAUAUAUGAACAAGAACAUAGUAUUAAAACAUUUUAUAAAGGAUUCUUGCCAGGUCUCAUAAAAGCUAUUCCAAUUAAUGCAGCAUGUUUUUUUGCUUAUGAAGAAGUGUAUCGAUUAUUAGAAUAA